This is a messenger RNA of Penicillium griseofulvum, 981 nucleotides long. RefSeq lists its product as uncharacterized. NCBI's taxonomy places the organism in Eukaryota, Fungi, Ascomycota, Eurotiomycetes, Eurotiales, Aspergillaceae. Bases 1 to 981 code for a protein of 326 amino acids. The transcript has 3 exons. The record is from RefSeq and is a predicted model, not a curated record.
AUGGCCCCAUUUGUGCCCUACCACUACUCAGCUGGCCAGUCGACUAUUGUCAAAUUUGGUGGCCUUCUGACCACCGAAUUUCUCGAACCUCCACCAGGCCGUUGCUUUCUGUUCCGACAGACAUACCGCCACACAGUUGAAGGAUCAAUUCCGGAUAACCUGCGCAAGCUCAUCAACAGCCCUGAUCGACCAAAGGGUCCGCCGCCGCAUUUCCAUCAGUUUCAAACCGAGUACUUCCGUGUCGAGAGUGGAGUACUCGGGAUUUCAGUGGAUGGAGUUGUCCGCCGCAUCACCCCGGAAGAUGGAGAAAUCUCGGUGAAGGCAGGCAGUGUGCAUAAUUUCUUCAUUCAUCCAGAUUCCCCCGAGAGCAUGACAGUCUACUUGAGUGCAUCUGACUCCGGAAAUGACUACCAGCUCGAUCGGGUUUUCUUUGAAAACUGGUACGGCUAUUGGCACGAUGCAUUGUUGCAUGAUGGAGGUAUCGAUUGGAUUCAGUUCCUCGCAAUCCAAGACGGCGGGGAUGCCUAUACACCCGCUCCCGCAUGGGUGCCCUUCCGUCGGCAGGUCGGAUACUGGACCUGUGUAAUCGUGGGCCGAUGGAUUGGCGGACUCCUAGGGUACAAGCCCUUCUUCCGAGAAUAUACUACGGAUUGGGACUUUGCCGUUGCCAAGAUGAAGGGUUCCUUCUUCCAGCGACAUCUGGUGCAUGCUGCAUUCGAGGAAGAGAAACCCUGGGCGAAACAGGCAGAGCUGGAACCCAAGGCUAAGCCUGAAAAUGCCGAGUUUGAGCCGUGGGUUGAGGAUAUGUCCCCCACACCAUUGGCAUUGGGUCCAGUGGCCUACGAGGAGGGGCAGUUCAAAGGCGCACAGGCCAAGUCGCUGAAUGGGUCCAACGGUCACUCCACAGGGGUGGAAAGGAAGUUGGAGCAGUUGGGGUCUUCGACACAGCGACGAACAGUGGUCAACAAUGCGGACAAGUAG